AUGCCGUGUGGACCAUUUUCAUUUCCAGUCAAUCCUCAACGAAUGAAGGUUGAAUCAAAAAAUCAAAAACAACAUUCUUCUUCAUUACUUACAAUAUUACAAAUUACUAGUUCACUUAUCGUAGAUAAAUUACAAAGUGUUACCCAGCCAGGUGGGAUCGAAAGAGAGGAUUUGAAGAAGACACACCCGGAUUUUGUUCGACAUUUGACUUUUAAGCAGCAAGAAAGAUGUCGUCGUCAAAUACCCAUAAACAUCGGUAUAAGAACCAGGGUCUUGACUCCCAUGAGCUUCGCCGACGACGAGAAGAAGAAGGAAUCCAGCUUCGAAAACAGAAACGAGAACAACAACUGUUUAAAAAGAGAAAUGUUAACUUGCCCGAAACAAGCCUUAAUGAGCUACCGGAGGAUCUUUCAGCCGGGGGUUCAGUAAUUUCGCAAGAAAUCAUUCAAGCACUCUUUUCCGAAAAUCCCGAGGGUCAACUUGAAGCUACGCAAAUGGUUCGAAAACUUUUAUCCAGAGAACCAAGUCCACCUAUCAAUGCGGUUAUCCAAACGGGGAUCGUCCCAAGAUUUGUCGAAUUUUUGAAGAACGAAUCCAACUGUCAAUUACAAUUCGAAGCUGCCUGGGCCUUGACGAAUAUAGCUUCUGGGACGUCUGAGCAAACGCACAUUGUCAUUGAGGCUGGGGCUGUACCACUUUUUAUUCACCUCUUGGGAUCUCAAUAUGAAGACGUGGCAGAACAAAGUGUGUGGGCGGUCGGAAACAUUGCAGGCGACUCAUUUCAGUGUCGCGAUUACGUCCUUCAACAAGGCGUCCUAACCCCACUCUUGCAACUUUUGUCAAAAUCAAAUAAAGUUACAAUGACACGGAACGCGGUUUGGGCUCUAUCGAAUCUUUGUAGAGGAAAAAAUCCCCCCGUCGAAUUCUCCAAAGUGUGUCCAUGUUUGCCAGUUUUGGCGAGGCUAUUGUUCCACACGGACGCGGAUGUUUUGGCUGAUACUUGCUGGGCAAUUUCUUAUUUGUCGGACGGACCUAACGAAAAGAUACAAGCUGUUAUUGAUUCUGGUGUUUGCAGAAGAUUGGUGGAGCUGUUAAUGCACCCACAGCAGAACGUGGUAUCUGCUGCAUUGCGAGCUGUUGGUAACAUUGUCACUGGGGAUGAUUUGCAAACACAAAUCAUUCUGAAUUGCCAAGCACUCCCUUGUCUUUUGCAUUUACUGUCAUCUACAAAAGAAGAUAUUAAGAAAGAAGCGUGUUGGACAAUUUCAAAUAUUACUGCUGGAAAUCGGCAGCAAAUUCAGGCUGUGAUUGAUGCCAACGUUUUCCCAGUUCUUAUCGAAGUAAUGAAAGGGGGUGAGUUCAAGACAAGGAAGGAGGCAGCUUGGGCAGUAGUUAAUUCAACCACUGGAGGAAGUCCUGAUCAAAUCCGAUAUUUGGUCGACCAAGGGUGCAUUACUCCCUUAUGUGACUUUUUGACAGCAAUGGAUGUGAAAAUUAUUCAAGUGGCCUUGAAUGGUUUAGAAAAUAUUCUGAAAGUGGGCGAGUCGGAUGCACGUGCCACCGGAGCUGUGAACCGAUAUGCGGUAAUGAUUGAAGAGUGCUAUGGUUUGGAUAAAAUCGAGUUCCUGCAAUCACAUGAAAAUAUGGACAUUUAUAAAAAAGUUUUUGACAUGAUUGAACAAUACUUUAGUGAUGAAGAAGAAGACACAAACGUUGCUCCAUCGAUCGACCCUGCAGCACCACAGCAGUUUCAGUUCAACCCCCAACAACCGGCUGAUUUUAACUUUUAAGAAUAUAUAAUGCUCUCCCCUUAUUCUAUCUUGGGCCAACAGCGAAAACGUUGAAACAAUGAAACCUAACUACUAGUGUGUGAAUAUGUUUUUUCAGCCAUAUUAUGUGAAGAUGGUCCAGAGAAUGUGGAUGUAUUGGUCAUUCAUCUAAAAAAUGACAAUUACCUACUGCUAUUAAUAUUAAGUGCAUGCAACCUCAGAAUUUGACUUAAGUUUUACGGAUUUGCACGAUGAAUUGGUAUCGUGAAGAAUUUAAUAACCACAAAAUGAACGUAGUUAGUGAGAGUGUGGACGCACAUUACAUUAUUAUAAUCUCUGAAAUCUCUUAUUAAUAUAUUGUUUUAAAAUUAACUCUAGUCUGUUAUGUUCAAUUCCGAAUAUUUUAUAAGUUGGUUUCACAGCUGUGUCUUCAAUUCAUAAUCAUGGCUUAAGAUUAAUUAAUAUCGACCGUCAGUAUGAGUUUUAUUGACAAAUUAGAGGAGACAUGAAUUAAAAAUUGCUUCAUCACAAUGUGCUGAUAAAAAAUCGAGUUUGACGUAGGAAACUCGCCCUUAUGUAAUCUAAUAAAUAUGUAAACAUAUAAACCC
Molecule: messenger RNA, 2377 nt
Organism: Folsomia candida
Lineage: Eukaryota; Metazoa; Arthropoda; Collembola; Entomobryomorpha; Isotomidae
Gene: Kap-alpha1
Product: importin subunit alpha-7
Exons: 13
Coding region: 228-1790 (520 amino acids)
Biological process (GO): NLS-bearing protein import into nucleus
Cellular component (GO): nucleus; cytoplasm; nucleoplasm
Molecular function (GO): nuclear import signal receptor activity; protein binding
Source: RefSeq, a predicted model, not a curated record